AUGAUUUUCGAUCCAGAUACUAUCGAUAUUCCCAAGUCUUACGAGACUCUUCCAUUGACCGAUGUCAAAGUCUCCCACCACCCGGCCGGGGCUCCUGAAGCAACCCCUGUGAUUAUGGUGACACUAAACCGACCGGAAAAGCACAAUUCAUUCACUUUGGAGAUGAUGCAUGUGUUUGAGAAGAUAUACCCCAUGUUUGAUGUUGACGAACGAGUUAAAGUCGUGGUGCUUACUGGUGCUGGCAAGAUGUUCUGUGCGGGUGCGGACCUUGAGCGAGGAUUCAGUGGAAUGGAGAAGGAGAGAAACAAGGAUCACCGUGAUAGCGGUGGCCGUCUCGCCUUGGCCAUCCACCGCUGCCGCAAGCCUACUAUAGCGGCUAUGCAGGGCUCCGCUGUCGGAUUGGGUAUGACAAUGUCUCUGCCGGCUGCCAUACGCAUUGGCUGCCAGAAGUCCAAGUACGGAUUUGUCUUCCCGCGACGGGGUCUAACGAUGGAAUCAAGCUCUUCAUUCUUUCUCCCGCGGUUGAUUGGCUAUUCAAAUGCUCUGUAUUUAAUCACAACUGGCGGCAUCUUUCCUCCUACGUCGCCAAAUUUUGGGACGCUGUUUCAGGAGACAUAUCCUGAGCCAGCCCAGGUAGUCGGGCGUGCUUUGGAGCUUGCGACGGAAAUUGCAGAGAAUGUUAGCCCUAUGGCAUCAUAUCUUUCGCGGGAACUCAUGUGGCGGAAUCCAGGGAGUGCUGAGGAGACUCAUAUAGUUGAUUCGGCGGUGCUGUACCAUAUGUUUAGUGGGAAGGACUCAAAGGAAGGCAUCGAAGCAUUCUUCGAGAAACGAAAGCCAAAUUUUAAUGCAACUCUUGAGGGUGAUGCCCCGCCCAGCUUUCCUUGGUGGUCUGAUGUUGAUACCGGGAGACGUCCGAAGGCAAGCAAGGCGAAAUUGUAG
This is a messenger RNA of Penicillium vulpinum, 939 nucleotides long. RefSeq lists its product as uncharacterized. Lineage: Eukaryota; Fungi; Ascomycota; Eurotiomycetes; Eurotiales; Aspergillaceae. Bases 1 to 939 code for a protein of 312 amino acids. The transcript is spliced from 3 exons. The record is from RefSeq and is a predicted model, not a curated record.